Pediculus humanus corporis (human body louse) is the source of this 1563-nucleotide messenger RNA. RefSeq names its product forkhead protein/ forkhead protein domain, putative. The transcript has 3 exons. The coding region runs from base 1 to 1563 and encodes 520 amino acids. Gene Ontology annotation, biological process: regulation of transcription by RNA polymerase II. Lineage: Eukaryota; Metazoa; Arthropoda; Insecta; Psocodea; Pediculidae. The record is from RefSeq and is a predicted model, not a curated record. Gene Ontology annotation, molecular function: RNA polymerase II cis-regulatory region sequence-specific DNA binding; DNA-binding transcription factor activity, RNA polymerase II-specific.
AUGACAACGGAUAGUGUUACUCUACAUACGGAUAAACAAUUAAUUAAAAUGGGGCUAUCGAUUAAUUCGGAUACGAGAGAAAAAUUUAACGACAUUGCCCCGAUGAUAAUAUUAGAAUCUGCUGAUCAAUUUUACGAAAAUGAACAAAUAAUUAUAUCAAACGAAUUAGGAGUUUCGGAUUUGACGAUGGGAAAAUUCGACAGCAUUAAUAAAACUUCGUCAUACGAUCAAACUCAUUUUUCCAUAACUGUGAUAGACAAUGAUAGACAAGUUGACGAUGAGUUCAUGGGUUGUUGUUUUGAUAAUUUAGAUAAUGAUGAUAAUUUUAACGUUUUCAAUCAAGUGACGAAUGACGAUUACUCCGAAAUGGCAGAAGUCAACGAAAUGAACAAAUACCUCGACGAAGAAAUGAAAGUAACAACGUGCGAAAGUAAUAAUUAUUUAUCCGUAGACGAUUAUAAAGAAAGAGAAGAAGGAGGAGGAGGAAAAGACGAAGAUGAUGAUGAUGGUGACGAGGAAAGUGACAAUUUAAAAGAAGAAGGAUCUUUAAAUUGCAUAUUGAAAAAUUUAUUGAUCGAACCUAAAAAUAAUGAUUUGAACGAUGAAUCCGUGCCUUUACCCGUGAAUGCCUGCAAAAGGCCAAACCCUUCGAUGACUCCUUAUUCGCCGAAAAAAAAAAUCAAAGACGCAAACGAACGUGAUAAUAAUAAAAAUUUUAAUAAAGGAUUUACCGAUGGGAAAUUAAAAAGGGAGCCGAAUUUAUUUUGUGAAAAUAUACAGAUAUUAAAAAUAGAAACUACUAAACCGCCGAAACCAAAUUAUGCCGACAAAGAUUUAACUAGUUUAAAUUGGUUACAUAAGUUAAAUAUAGUUAGCGUACCUUCGUUGCCAACCCCUCCGUCUUCUCCAACAUUUCAAAAAAACAAUUGUAAAAAACCUAAUUCAUUCUCACUCAGGCUACAAUAUGAUACUCUCCUCUCUCCGGAAACAAUGGAAAAUUACAGGACGAACGGUGAUAAAAAACCUCCCAUUUCUUAUGCCACGUUAAUUUGCAUGGCGAUGAGAGCAAACAAUAACAAAAUGACAUUAGCAGCUAUUUAUAAUUGGAUAAAAGAAAAUUUUAUGUACUACAGAAAUGCCGAUCCAAGUUGGCAGAAUUCGAUUCGUCACAAUUUAUCGUUGAAUAAAUGUUUCGUUAAAAUUCCAAGAUCUAAAAACGAACCUGGAAAAGGAGGUUUUUGGCGUUUGGAUAUAAAAAUAUUAGAAGAGGGAAGGAAAAACAAGAGAAAAAUAAAGAAAAACUCGGGGGGAACGCAUGAGAACAAAUGUAAAACGAUUAAUAAUAAAGAAAUAACGUCGCAAAUGGAAAAUGAAGUCACGAACGCUGUGAAACAAGUUACGGAUGAAUUUAUUGACGACAUCGAACAACCCGUCAUGGUGGAACCUGUUAAUCCUCCUGUCGUUAGUUUAGGAGAAGAUGAAAUAACGAGUAUGUUAUUGGCAAGCGUGGGUUGGGAUGAUUCUCAAUUGGAUAUGUUAGAUUCUCUAUUAGAUUCAUUGUAA